GCUCACUACUCUCUCUCUCUCUCUCUCUCUCUCUAAGAGUCUUUCCCUCUAUCGCUCUAGAAACCUUCUCCUUCACUAGCCGCCACCAUGGCAUGGCUGAGCCACCUGCGAGGAGCUGCAUCGUUUAUGAAGCCAAGUCGCAUCGGGCUCCUCGCUAAGAGCCGCGGCUACGGAUCGGCAGCUGCUGUCGAGCUCGACUACGACUCCGAGGAUGAAUACUCAUACUACGAGGAGGAGCAGCUGAAUCGGGUUCGGGUACAGCCGGAGCCGAUGCUAGGUGUGGCGGCGUCGGCGCCGGGAAGAGGAGUGCAGUGGGUGCUCAUAGGGGAGCCUGGUGUGAGGCGACACGUAUACGCCGAGGGUUUGUCGAAGAUUCUAGAAGUUCCUCACAUUUCCAUGGGUUCUCUUCUUCGUCAAGAGCUGAACCCUCGCUCUUCUCUCUACAAACAGAUUUCAAAUGCAGUAAAUGAAGGAAAACUUGUUCGUGAGGAGGUGAUUUUUGCAUUGUUAUCAAAGAGAUUGGAGGAAGGUUAUUGCAAAGGUGAAACUGGGUUCAUUCUUGAUGGGAUUCCUCGAACUCGAAUCCAGGCUGAAAUUCUUGACCAAAUUGUUGAUGUCGAUCUAGUUGUCAAUUUCAAAUGCACUAAUAAUCAUUUGGGCAGAAAAGAUCUAGGAAGUGAAACUACUGCUUGUCAAGAGCUUCUUACAGUAGGCAACUCUGGGUUCCCUGCUACUGUUGCAAACAGUGCCUGUAAGGAGAAACUUCGUAUCUAUGCAGAGCAGGGGAAGCCAUUGGAAGAUUACUACAGGAAACAGAAAAAACUUCUUGACUUUCAGGUGGGAGUGGCGCCUGGAGAAACCUGGCAAGGGUUGUUGGCUGCAUUGCAUCUCCAGCACAUGAAUGCAGCUGGUGAUUUACAGAAGCUCACAGCAUGAUUUAAUUUUCUUGUUAUUUUAGUGAUGUCUUGAUAUGUUCAAAUUUUGGGACAGUAGUAACUAGUAAAUAUGUAUAAGUUGGUGAGUGAGUGUUAGAGCAAGUUGGUGUUUGCAAUGCAAACAUCCAAGAUUGCUUGGAAAAUUUUGUUUCUUUACAUUUUUACUUGAGCAAGUUUUAUGCAGUUUUGAGGAUGUAAUGUAAUUUUUUCGAGAGACUAAAAGUAGAGAAUACUAAAACUUCGGCCCUCAUGGCUUGUAGUUAGCAUAUCGUAAGCUAUAUAUUCUGUCUGUUGCUCCA
Carica papaya (papaya) is the source of this 1234-nucleotide messenger RNA. RefSeq names its product P-loop containing nucleoside triphosphate hydrolases superfamily protein. The record is from RefSeq and is a predicted model, not a curated record. NCBI's taxonomy places the organism in Eukaryota, Viridiplantae, Streptophyta, Magnoliopsida, Brassicales, Caricaceae. Gene Ontology annotation, molecular function: ATP binding; nucleobase-containing compound kinase activity. Gene Ontology annotation, biological process: nucleobase-containing compound metabolic process.